CCUGGGACUACUGCCCGACCGUGGGAUAUCCCUGCCUGCACCAAGCAGCCCAGGGGCACCAGUAACACCUCUUCUGCUCAGGUGACGGGCAGCAGCGGUGAGCCUCUGCUCUCCCCCGGAACCCCCGCAGACCUCUCUGCCUCUGGCGAGCAGAAGCACACUGGAGCCCGCUUCACCCACCUCUCCAGCAUGCGGACGCCGACGGCGAUGAUCGUGGGGCUGGUGCUGUGCCCCUGCGGGCUCCUGCUGACGCUCACGGGCACGCUGGCACCCAGCUGGAGGCAGGUGAGCCUCAUACCCAACCAGCCCGUUGACCUCGUCUUGGAGCAGGGCAUCUGGGACAUGUGCAGUGAGCGGCAGAGCAGCCACGACCGCCACUGCGGGCAGGCUGAUGAGCUGGGCUACUUUGAGCAGGUGCCUGUGCGAGUGGCCCAAGGGCUGAUGCCUACCUCGCUGGUGCUCACCUUCCUCGGCUUGGUGGUGGCUGCCCUGGGGGUUCGCUGCUGGCAGAAGGAGCCACGGCACCUGCUGGCUGGUGUGGCAGGGCUUGUGCUGCUCCUCUCAGGGCUGCUGAGCCUCGUGCCUGCCUCCUGGUACACCCACGAGCUGUGGGCACUGCCUGCACCCGCUAGCAGCACGCUGGUUGUAGGCUACAGCUUGGUGCUGAGCUACUUAGGAAGCUGCCUGGAGAUCUUGGGGGGGCUGGCCCUCACCCUCAGCUUCCACCACUGCUGCAAGAAGCGCAGGGCCCCCAAACUGCCCCCCAGCCCUGUGCUGGAGGCUGGGCCGUGCUCCACCACUGGGGCUUACCGCAAUCCCUGGGACGUCCUGGAGGACGAGCGAGAUGGACAGCACCAGAGGAGCACCCUGCCUUGUGACUCCGACCUGUAGCCCCAGCACAGGGACAGCAGUGGGCACCAGCCAGCCCGCCUGCCUGACACUGAGAGCAGCGCUGGCUCCUGCCCCUCCAAGCCAUGCCCUUCUCUUGGGGUACUUCAGGGCAGGCUGGAAACAAAACCAAGGACCUGGCUUGAAUCUCUGCAACCUCCUCAAAAGCCUGCCAUGCUCCGGGCCCCACAACUGUGCCAAAGCCAUGCUGAGUUGAGGACCAGCCCUGGCUCCAGUGCCUCCAUGCAGUUUUUAGCUCAUCCUCCUGCACUGCACAGCAGCUUAGGCAAAGGCAGCUCCGGUGUUCCCACGUGAGCAUGGUAUAGGUUAGCACCUUGUAGCCUUCAGGGCUGGGAAUAGGGGAGGGGACCACCUCCCACAUGUCUCUGCUCAACUCAGGGCUGU
Molecule: messenger RNA, 1293 nt
Organism: Harpia harpyja (harpy eagle)
Lineage: Eukaryota; Metazoa; Chordata; Aves; Accipitriformes; Accipitridae
Gene: CLDN23
Product: claudin 23
Exons: 1
Coding region: 190-891 (233 amino acids)
Biological process (GO): cell adhesion; bicellular tight junction assembly
Cellular component (GO): plasma membrane; bicellular tight junction
Molecular function (GO): structural molecule activity
Source: RefSeq, a predicted model, not a curated record